Messenger RNA from Pieris rapae (cabbage white), 3818 nucleotides. It is a transcript of the gene Pka-R2, whose product is annotated as cAMP-dependent protein kinase type II regulatory subunit. The coding region runs from base 346 to 1494 and encodes 382 amino acids. The transcript is spliced from 7 exons. NCBI's taxonomy places the organism in Eukaryota, Metazoa, Arthropoda, Insecta, Lepidoptera, Pieridae. Gene Ontology annotation, cellular component: cAMP-dependent protein kinase complex. Gene Ontology annotation, molecular function: cAMP-dependent protein kinase regulator activity. Gene Ontology annotation, biological process: regulation of protein phosphorylation. The record is from RefSeq and is a predicted model, not a curated record.
UCAAUCUUCGUCUACCGGAAUUCGCCAUUUUAGUCGUACAGUGAAAGGAGAUUUAUGAAUUUAGUUAGGCUGGAGGACGAAGAAUAUUUUGUGAAAAGUGUGUCAUAUUUCAGUUUUUUGUAGUGAAAACGUUUUUUUAAUAAACAUCUUAGUAUAAUAGUGUGAUUUUGUUCAUUACUAACAUUUGUAUGUAGUGCUACUUCCCAGUUUUAUAGUUUGUAAUAGUGCUCAUUCGUGUGUCGCUUAGAUAAUUCAAUGGCUAUGAUAUUGAAAUUUUAACUCUUGGCGUCACUGGACGUGCUAACUGAGGGAUACUAAGGAGGAAAGGAGGUGACCUGAUAAGAAAUGAGUAGGCCUCAAGGCGGACGUAUCCAAGUCCCAGAUGACCUACGAGAAAUCUUGUUGGAAUUCACUAUAAGUUACCUAUUGGAACAGCCAGGGGAUGUUAUCAACUACGCAGUCGAAUUCUUCACUAGGUUACAAAACAAUCGGACGACAACCAUAGUCCGUGGCCCUUCAGCGGGCACACCCGAUGAGUCCAUAAUAUCUGAUGAAGAAGAGCCGCCCGUGGCGCGAUUCAACAAUCGACGCAAGUCCGUUUUUGCUGAAACAUAUGAUCCCGAAGAAGAUGACUCUGAUGAGGGUGCUCCGGCAGUGUUCCCCAAGUCUGAUGCGCAACGGGCACGUCUCGCUGAAGCCGUGCGCGGAAUUCUUCUAUUCCGCUCUCUCGAUGCUCAACAAAUGCAGCAGGUGCUAGACGCAAUGUUUGAAAAGCGCUCGGAGCCAGGCGAGUACGUGAUCCGACAAGGGGACGAUGGCGAUAACUUUUACGUCAUCGAAAACGGUGUCUUUGACGUUCUCGUCACGGGAGAUGAUGGGGUUGAGAAGGUGGUACACACAUACGAAGGCUCAGGCUCAUUCGGGGAGUUGGCCCUCAUGUACAACAUGCCUCGAGCCGCGUCAGUGCGGGCGCAGAGUCCCGGAGCCCUGUGGGCCAUGGACAGGCACACCUUCCGUCGCAUCCUGCUCAAGAGCGCCUUCAAGAAGCGCAAGCUGUACGAGGAACUGCUGGACAAAGUGCCCAUACUUAAGGCUCUACAGCCAUACGAGCGAGCCAACCUCGCCGAUGCCCUUCUUCCACGCACUUUAAUCGACGGUGAGCUGAUCAUCCGCCAAGGAGACACGGCGGAUGGCAUGUACUUCGUCGAGGAUGGCUCCAUCAGCAUCCGCAUCGCUCGUGAUGAUGGAAACGAGCAUGAGAUAAAGCGCCUGGGCAAAGGAGACUACUUUGGCGAGCUGGCUCUGGUCACCCACAAGCCGCGUGCUGCCUCCGCAUAUGCCAUUGGACCCACCAAGGUCGCUUUUCUAGACGUGGAGACCUUCGAGCGUCUCCUGGGGCCCUGCAUGGAGAUCAUGAAGCGCAACAUCGACGACUACGAGGAGCAGCUGGUCAAGCUCUUCGGAGACAAGAGCAACCUCACCGACGUGCGAUGAACUGGAUCGUCUCGCGGCCUCCCUUCACCGUAAUCCGCUCCAACCCCUCCAGCCCCGCGGGUUGCCGAAAUUGGGGCCCGCGUUCCUAUCUUAUGCCAAUCUUUUCAAAACCCAAAAUUCUGAUGAGGCUAAAUCUUCCCGGUAGUGUAUUAGAAGUUCCAAAAAUACACAUAAAAUACUUAAAAUGACUGUCCGUCUCCUAUCCCGUAGAUAAAAUUAGCAUUUGGACAAUGGCACUGAUUAUUAAAAUAUGACGUGGUCUCUGAAUCUUGUUUUCUGGAUUUUCAGCCGUCGAAAAAUCUUAUAUGAAUUCUCGGACGUUCUUGUAUUUGGAGAACUUUGAUUUGAUGUUUAAGUAGAGAAAUUAUUGUACAAUCGUGUGCCACAUCGGCUGAGGGUUACGCGAGGGAGGUGACGAGGGAGGGCGUGGUCGAACGGUGCUGCGGGUGAACAGAAUACGCUUAUUUUAGAUGAAGCCUUAAGGCUGCGAUCGGGCAUUCGUCGGCGCCUUCGCCCUCCUCUCGGCUGACUCCUCGAUGAUGUAGAUUUGAUCUUUGUCACUCGGCCCGACUUUUUAGUCGCUUCUCGCUUUCAUUUUUGAGGAACGAUUUAAAAGUCGCACUUAGAUUUAUUUAUUUAUUUUUUUAUUUACGAAGCGAUUCGAUGAAAUAGAAGCAUUUUGUCUGACGUUGAAACAAUAGUUUAUUUAUUUACGAUUUUGUUACGUUUGCCUGUCAAAGAACGUGUCGUCUCACGCGUCGCCCUGUGAACGAGUGAGACGGCGCGAUCGCUUGGCAGGAUUUUUAUUAUUGGGAGAACAUGUUUUUUGUUGAAUGCGUUUAUUUUGUCGACAGUUCCUGAGUCCUGUCGUUUUUUGUAAUUAUUAUUUAAAGAUCCGAGGUGUUCCGCUCGACGGAGACUUCGAACGUUUCUACAAUUAAAUGUGGGUAGUUGAGUAAAUUAUGUAAAAUACCACUAUUUGUGUGCGGCGUCGGUUUCGGCCUCCCCUCGGGCGAUCCAGUAUUAGUUUGUUAUCGAACCCUCGCGAGUCCAGCCAAAGUAGAGAAACGCGUUCUUAUAGUUAUUUAAAUAUUAGAUUAGUUAAUACCAAGGAGCGUGUACAAAUGUUUUCAGUUGCCAUAAUCUUUUAACAAAUUAUUAUUAUUUACUUUCGUUAUUCAGUUUUAUUUACGUUAACGUAAAGUUGUUUUUGCCGCUGAUCUCGACUUCAGCGAAGCUUUUUGAGCGUUUUAGGGUUCUUGUUUGCUUACAUUCCUCGCUUUGUUCGGUCUGCAUCCGAAUACCGGAUGAGCUUUCGGAGCAGACCAUCUUCCCGGUGCCGGUGUCGAGAUGAACGGAAGCCUUCCCCUGGUGCGGUGAGUGUGUGCAAUAAAUAUGGCGAUCGGAUUUCUAUAUUUGUUAAAUCUACGUAUCUCUAUUUAACCGUGUUUCCUCAAGUGUACCUUGUUUUAAACGCGUAACGAUAGUUACUUAAAAUAUAUUUACCGAGCGCGAGAUCGCUUCGCGGCGUUGACGAUAUGCAAAUCAGAUUUUUAUUUACUUAAUUAACCAUAGCCAUAUAUUUAUCGACUCGACGUGCGUCCGGCGGUACCGAGUGUGUGUGACGUUUCGUUCUGUGUAAAUUGUUAUUUCUGUGCCGGUGAGGCGAUCGCGUCCUCCCUUUCUGUGUGUCUGUCCCGGUGUAUCGGAAUCGUAGUUAGAGCGUCGUGCAAUAAAAUAAUCAUUUAUGUCGUGAAUCAUAUAAAUUUUUGUCAAUGUGAAAUUAUUUAUAAUAGAUAGAUAGCGUAAGUUGUAAUAUUUCUCUUUAUAUACCGAUGUCAUCGGAUCCUAUCGCGUUCCACUCUGACUUCCCCGGCGUGGGUGGAGACGGGUUCCGCGUUCGAGGCGCGGAAGCACAAAUACUAUGUGAUCGGGGACAUCUCGUCUUCCCUCGGGACGCACAGUGGACGUUCGCGUGCGGUCCGUCCGGUUGUCGCGUUGAGACGUAUCGAUACGCUUAAUCGUAGCGUAAUUUUUUAUAAAUUACUAGUCAUCGGUGUCUGCGUAGGGUACGACCGAUCAGCACAUUUGUCCUCUCAUAUUCAUAUACACGUUAGGUUUAAGAUGUCACACCUGUCCCGUGAGAAGCAUAUCAAAAGCGGCGAGUCCGUUUCCUAUCUCUGAACUCUAAAUUGCACUCGCACGUCUGAAGCCAGUCGUGAACUUCAUAGUGUUGCUUUACCGCGUCAUGAGCUUACCCUGUACAUUUAUAAAUUAUGUAUCGUAAAAUGUUAGAAAACUGAAUUAUAUUUGUUUGUAGAUCU